Molecule: messenger RNA, 2427 nt
Organism: Achroia grisella
Lineage: Eukaryota; Metazoa; Arthropoda; Insecta; Lepidoptera; Pyralidae
Product: basic juvenile hormone-suppressible protein 2-like
Exons: 5
Coding region: 23-2287 (754 amino acids)
Source: RefSeq, a predicted model, not a curated record
AGUGGAAUUGAUCGACUGCAACAUGAGGGCUGUAGUGGUGCUGGCGUUAUGCGCCUUGGCUACUGCCAGUGCUGGUGUAGAGGAUGUGUUAGGUAAAAUGGACAUCAAACAGAGACAACUUAUAAUUCUAAAAUUAUUGGAUCAUGUAACGGAACCGGUAAUAUACAAGGAAAUCCAGGAAAUUGGUGUGAACUUUAAUUUGGAAGAAAAUGUUGAAUUAUUCACGAAAAUUGAGGUUGUUAAUCAUCUACUGGAUUUAAUUAGAAUAGGUGUAUUACCUCGUGGAGAAGUUUUCACACUCCAUGUUCCACGUCAUAUGGAGGAAGUGAUUACCAUGUUCCAUGUACUAUUUUACGCCAAAGACUUCGCAACUUUCGUUAAAACAGCGUCUUGGAUGCGCCUUAACCUUAACGAAGGCAUGUUUGUCUACGCUCUUACUGUUGCAGUCAGACACCGUCCCGAUUGCAAGGGAAUCAUCUUACCUCCACCAUACGAAAUUUAUCCAUACUUCUUCGUCCGCGGAGAUGUGAUCCAAAAAUCAUACUUGAUUAAAAUGAAGGAAGGCCUUCUAGACUACAAGCUCAGUGAACACUAUGGGAUUAAAAAGACAGAAAAAGAUAUCUACAUUAUAGAUGAAAAUAUGUAUGAUACACGAGUCUUUCUUAACAUUGAAGAUAAGCUUAGAUACUUUACUGAAGAUAUCGACCUAAACACUUAUUAUUACUAUUUUCAUGUAGAUUAUCCAUUCUGGAUGAAUGAUGAAGUUAUGAGUAAGGUUAAUAAAGUCAGACGUUUCGAACUUACAAUAUACAUGUACCAACAAAUACUUGCGAGGUAUAAUCUUGAACGACUUUCAAAUGGACUACCUGAAGUAGAACCAUUGGCACUAAACGAACCUUUAAAAAAUGGAUACUGGCCUUGGUUAAUGUUGCAUAAUGGAAUUGAAGUUCCUGUAAGGUUAAAUAACGUUGAUGUUACUACUGAGGAUAAUGUCAAUAAUUUACUUUUAAUUGAUACUUACGAAUCGAUGAUAAAAGAAGCUAUCAUUAAAGGAUAUGUCACCAUUGAUAGUGUUAAAUUGGAACUCACCACAUCAAAAGACAUAGAAACUCUUGGCAAAAUAAUCUAUUCUGAUAUGACGAUACAAGCACGGGACCUGACAAACCGAAAUAUGAUUUUUACAUCUUAUCGGUACUUACUAAUUAUUAUGAAAUCUGUCCUCGGCCUUAACGCGUUAGUUCCUGACAGUCUAUUUGUGACAACGACGGUGUUAGACCAUUAUGAAACUGCUCUUCGAGAUCCUGUAUUUUACCAACUACAAAAACGUCUUCUUGACAUUGUCAUUUUGUUCAAACUACGUCUUCCCAGUUACACUAAAGAAGAACUUGGGUUUCCUGGAGUAAGAGUAGAGAAUGUAGUAGUUGAUAAGCUUGUAACAUAUUUUGAUGACUAUUUAAUGGACAUUACAAAUGUGGUCAAACUGACUGAAGAAGAACUUAAGAAGAGCGCUUCCGAUGUAAAACUCAUGGUACGCAAACAACGUCUCAACCACCAACCUUUCAAAAUCAAUAUUGAUGUCGUUUCUGAUAAAACAGUUGAUAGUGUUAUUAGAAUAUUUUUAGGACCGAAAUUUGAUACAUUUGGGCGACUGAUUGAUUUGAACAAGAACCGUUUGAACUUUGUCGAAAUCGACAGUUUUCUCUAUAAAAUAACGACAGGUAAAAAUACGAUUGUAAGAAACUCAGUAGAUAUGCAUAAUUUAGUACGCGAUCGUAUAAUUACACGUGAUAUUUGGAAGAAAAUUGAAACAGUAACUGAGAUGAAAGGCCUUUUGGUUAAAGAUCUGAAAAAUUUCCACACUGGGUACCCUAGUAGACUACUUCUUCCCAAAGGUCAAAUUGGGGGUAUGGAAUUCUUACUAUACGUAAUUGUUAGUCCACUAAAGAUGUUAGAUAACAUAAAUGAAAUAGAUGAAGAUGUUCUAAAUGUAAAUCAUAAAGUUGUUGAAUAUAGAUCCACUGUUCUUCUAGAUAAAAUGCCACUGGGUUUUCCAUUUGAUCGUCAUAUUUUACCUGUUAAAUUCUUUACUCCUAACAUGAAAUUUGUAGAUAUUAUGGUUUUCCACAAGAGACAGGUAUCUGAUAUGAAAGCGCGAUGGGAACGAUGGGUGCUAAGGGACUACAUGUUGGAGAAGACACCAGCAAAUUUAGACUCUUAUUUUAUCGACUCUGACGUUACUAUGAAACUUGUUAAUCGUGACAUCAAAUUAGUGGAUUUAUUACAAUAAAUUGUAUAGGUCCAAAUUUCUAAUGAUUCUUUUUAUACUAGUGUGUUUAAUAAAUUUCAAAUUAUGACAAUGGCUUCUUUAUUUCCUAGAAUAUUAUCUUUAAAUUGUUUAUUUCUCUAAUAUACUAACAUCAAAUUUCA